Molecule: messenger RNA, 1092 nt
Organism: Plasmodium vinckei vinckei
Lineage: Eukaryota; Apicomplexa; Aconoidasida; Haemosporida; Plasmodiidae
Product: inner membrane complex protein 1l, putative
Exons: 1
Coding region: 1-1092 (363 amino acids)
Source: RefSeq, a predicted model, not a curated record
AUGGGGCGCAAUUACGAUAGCGAUGGAUUAAAACCAUACCCGAUAAAUGCGUAUGCAUUUAAUCCAUAUGAUAAUCAUUUUAAAUAUCCAAUUUGCAGAAGGAAUGUCGGAGAAAUCUUUUAUUCCAAUUCUGCUCUUAGAAAUAGACAGACUAAAUUUUCUCAUUUUUGUAAAGCUCCAAGAUAUCAAUUAAGAAGGAUUGAAAGAAAUAAUGAAAUUCCCGUUUUUCAUAAAGCUCCUAAGAUUGUUGAAGUCCCAGAAAUCAGAGAAAUAACCAAAUUUGUAGACAAUGUAAAAAUAGUGGAUAUUCCAAUUGAACAAGUUAGGCUCAUUCCUAAAAUAAAAAUAAGAGAUGUUGAAAAAAUUAGGCACGUACCAGGCCCAAUAGAAUAUAUUGAUAUUGAACAAGAACACAUUGUUCAUAAGCCAUAUAUAAAAAUAAUAGAAAAGAUUCGUGAAAUUCCAGAAAUUGAAGAUGUUAAUAUAGAGGUACCAGUUUAUGUGCCUACACCUGUAGGUCCUCCUGAGGAUAUCUAUAUUAAUGUUCCUUUACCUUAUGAUGUUCCUCAAUUUUGUUAUAAGCCUGAUCAAGAUAUUAUUAACCCUAUUUCCUAUCAAGCUGUGCACAAUAUGAACCACAAUCCUGAUAUAUAUAGUAAUGAAGGUGCCAUAAAUGCUGAUUUUCAAGACAUCGAUCAGAAAAAAACAUAUUCGGUCUAUCCACAAAAAUAUGAUAGUCGAAAUAACGAAGCAUAUGAAUGCAAUAGAAAUUAUAAAAAGGAAUAUGAUGCUCCUAAUAAUACAUAUGACUUUGAGAUAUAUAAAAAUAAGGAUAUACACAAAGAAGAACAAAGUUAUGAUAAAUAUCUUAGAAACGAUGAAUCUCAUAAAAAUAUAAAAAAUAAUGAGUAUAAUACAAAUGGAGAAAAUUCAUUCGAGAAAUAUUAUUAUUCUUAUUCAAAGGAUAAUGGUUACAAAAACGAAAAUUAUGAAAACGAUCAAAGCUAUACAUAUGAUUACGAACAAUUAUCCCCCAAUUAUAAUUCCAAUAAUAAUAGUGUAGCCGAACUUAUUGUCAAAAAAAAGAAAUAA